GGAAAAUUGUAUAUAUAUGUUAUCAUGCGUUCUCUUUCAGUUUCUAUAUUACUAUAUUACAGUAAAUGAUGUCUCGUUAGAUCUACCGUUAGAUUAGAUCUGCGUACGUGCGUUCGUUGUUCUGCUUUGCUGUUCUUAUGUCCACCACAGAAUACCACAUCAGCCAAGGUGUGAGGUCUUGUCUCGGUCAGCGAGAGACAGCAGCAACGACAUUGUGUCAGCCUUCCUCAAGUGGCUGACUCGGCACCUCACACCCUCAAGAAAUGGAGCGCUGGGAGCGCCCCUGGUCCUUGCUGAUAAGACUGCUUGAACCCAUUGAACUUGAUGAACUCUGUUUGCUCUUUCCUAUGUCGCCACAUUAGCAUAACGUUUGCAGUAAUCUACACACACCAGAAGUUUCCUGCGCUUACCAAAAGCAGAAACCGUUUGCGCUUCCCCCUACCCUUAUUUGGUUUCUGCUACACAUGUGAUGAGGAAAAUUCCCCAAAUAAAGAGAGCAAGGAUGCAGACAGACUUUAGUGUAGGUUGGGCAUUGUAAGCUGUCUGUACUGCACUCCUUGCGCAAGCUACGACUCAAUAUUCUGCCUCACUUGUGGUCUGUCCGUUGGUGCGUUUCUCUUAACAUUUAUUCACUCUGUCUGUAAAAACCUAACAGAAAUUGGGGGCUCGUCCGGGAUUUCUAUACGUCCUUGCGGCUCCGGCGGGACUCCUCGACGCAGGAAAAAUCCUUGGCCAAGGUAAACAAAAGCCCUUUGACGGGACUGCCUCGAGCGGUUCGGCUGGACGCUGGGGGGACUGCCGAAAUCACCCGAGGAAAAGGACCAGCGGACUGUGAGUAGGAAUAUUGAUUCUACUAAAAGGAAUGAAUGAGCGGUGACAAGAGGUCACUUAAAGAGAAAAGUGACGAGAAGUCACUAAAACCUUGGGAAUUCUAGACCCUGUCAAGUGAAAUAGGAACAGUUAAAUUCCGCGGGGCGGUGCGGAGCCCCCUAACUAAUUGUUAGUUAAACCUAGCGAUUAAUUGUUAGUUAAAUUCCGCAAGGAGGUGCGGACUCCUCUGUUAUUCCUAAAAGUGGUGAAAAACGCGUGUGGUGUGUUUGUGUGCGGUUUGACUGAGAGUGAUCUCAUUUGAGCUCUCCUCUAUAUAAAAACACAGGAUUGUAAACAGUGGCUUUGUGUGAGGUGCAGAGGCUAGAGAACUCUCCGCUUCCCUGCUGGGAAGGUGAAAGGAGACUUACUCCACAUCGAAUAUUUAACCACUGUCCUGUGAAUAAAGUUGGCUUUAGGACACUGUAGGUGCCAUUCGAACCGCCAACUCCGAAAUUUAGAAAAUAAAACCAUGGGAAAUUUAAACAGCAAACGAAACUCUUUACCUCGAGAUAAAUUAAAAUGCAAAGAUUGGAAAUUAAUGGAAUGGGUCGACCCUAAAAAUGUGAAAUAUCUCGAUAAAUGGAUAACGAAUUAUAACUUCGAUGGUCAAUUGAGUGCAAACUCAUUAAACAAUCUCAAACACUCGAUUAUUGCCAAACAUGGUGCAAAUAAAAAGAAUAAAGAUGGGUAUCAUUUAAUAGUGAAAUGGGAAUUGGAAGCAGAAAAAAGAAAAUGUGGACAAAUAAAAGAAAAAUUAAAGAACAAAAGGAGCGAAGAAAAGUCCGUCUCCAAAGAGAGCCUUUUAUUGCACAGACGAGAAGAUGAUGAAACUUCAGUAGCGCGGCCUCGCUUGAGAGCCGUGCCCGAGGAGGGGGUGGAUUCAGAUGAGAAAGAUGAACAGAUUGUUAGGAGAAGUACUGUGGAGCGCGAGCGAUUGUACCCACAAUUGCCGGUCGUAGAUGACCCUCCAAAAUAUAGUGAUUUUGCUCACGCCAUGGUUACGCGGAGCCGCGUAAAAAGCGGAAGCUCCCUCUCCAUCGGCCCCCGUAGCAGACGGCAGCCCGAACUACAUGGGCGCAGGAGUAACCGAGGCCUACCCAAUGAUUCAAGUGGCAAACCCCCAUGAUGACGGAGGGCCCACUAUUUUAGUCUACAGAACGUGGACUCAUGCUGAUGUAAAAUCAGCCACUGAGGGAAUAGCAUUGCCGUCUGAAGAUGUUGAGCAAUAUUGUACUGACAUGAUGCAACUCAUUGCUUCUUAUAAUUUAAGAGGAGAUGAGGUGCAACAAGUUUUUAUGGCAACUUUGACCAAAGACUGGGCCAGUGUCAAGGGCAAUUGGGAUCCUUUUGAUGAAAAUGGCCGCCCAUUGGAAUAUAAUGGGCUGCCAUUGAGAAAUCAAAUUGAGCAACUUUUGGGCAGGAUAAAAACUAAAUUUCAACGUAGAGCAAAUUAUGCAGAAAUUGGUCGAACCAAACAAAAAGAGGAUGAAUUGUUUGAAGAUUAUAGACACAGAUUGGAGAAAGUGUUCAAAGCCAAUAGCGGCUUGGUACCUGGAACUGAGGUUUACAACCAGCAGUUCAAAAAUGCUCUACAUACAAAUUCGCGACCAGCAAUUCAAAACUGGGUUGUGAAACAUAUGAUCACUUUCCCUACUUCCACACUGCCACAAUUUAUUGAUCAUGCCAUGCAUGCUGAGAAAGUUGUUAAUUUGAAAAAAGGAAAAGAAAAAGUGGCUACCAUUUUUUUUUUGCUGAUAAAGACUCACAUGAUGCAUUUUAUCAAAACAAAACUUUUGAACCUUACCAGAAGAAGCAUGGUCGUGGAAACUUCCGCGGCAAGGGCAGGGGAGGCUACCGGCAUGGUGCUCUCGGUUAUGGCCCGACAGGUCAACCGAAGCAACCUAGCACUCAGCCUCCUGUCUGCUGGGCGUGCGGCAAGGAGGGCCACAUAGCAAAAUAUUGUCCGGACCCCCAUAAAAGCGGGGCUGUCCCUCCCUUGUGACUAACCGACAGUCAGCAUGGAACUGAAGGAGCUGUUUUGACAACAGCUCCCCCUAUUGAUGCAGAUUUGAACAUUCAGGACUUGUUGAUGAACAAUGUAGAGAAACCUGUGAUAACUUUGUUUGUGAAUGGUACUCCCAUUACCUUUUUGUGUGAUUCAGGAGCGUGCAUCACUACUUGUCGCGACAUUCCUGCGGAUGUGCGAGAAGGCGGGAGAUCCUUUUGGGUGAGGGCAGCAAAUGGAAUGACAACUCCAGUUCCUCAGUCUCAUCCAGUCUGGAUACGGGACCCUGAAGGAGGAAGUUGUUGCAUUCCUGUCUUGCUGAUGCCAAAUUGCCCUAUUAACUUGCUUGGAAGAGAUGCUCUCACUGCUCUUGGUCUUUCUCUAGUAUCUCUUGAUGACAAAAUCGUUGUCAAAAGGCGUCACCAAUUACAAAUAUUUGGUCAAUUUCAUUGCUACUAUUUUUAUUCAUUGGAUUUAAUUGACCCCGAGGUGAGACAAUUUGGGUCUCCUCUUUUGGCACGGGCCAGAAGCCUUUUGCGAUGCCCUGAGCAGGCAAUGGAACCAAACGACUUGCACGUGACCUUGUGGCACAAGGACACGCCCGGUCCUGACCAAAACUACGAAGCCAUGCUUAAGGCUGCUACGCCUAUCAUCUUGAGAGCAGCUUUCCUCUUACAUGAUGGUGAAAGCCGCGCUUGUGUAGUCAUGCAGCCAGCUCCCUCUAGAAUCGAAAAUUUACACAAGACGGCCACCCCGCUCCAUAUCUCUUUGUUCCGACCUUUUUCAUCCACAUGGCAAAGCGUGGGAUUCAUGGCCAAAGACGGAUUGGCUGCCCUUGACUGGACUCGAGAUAGUUCUGGUGUUCUUUACAGUCCUUCUACCAAGCUUUUCAGAAGUGUCUUGAACCACAUCUUUUUCCUUUCUUGUGGUGUGCAUGCUAAAACUUGUUCUGAGAAAGCACCCUCAGCUUGACAUUUUGUGUUGUCACCAGGAGAUGAGCAGGUCCUCGCUGAGGUCCCGACUGAUCUCUGGUCAACAGGGCCCUCUGACGUUGGGUUGGUGAAAAGUGCACUUCCUGUUGUCAUUAGACCUAAGACUGAGUACCGUCCUUGUGUGCGACAGUAUCCAUUGAAACCCGAUGCCCUGCAAGGCAUCGCACCUGUUAUUUCGGAUUUGCUAAAAGCUGGUGUCAUUAUUCUCUGUCCUGAUUCUCCUUGUAAUACUCCGAUUUUUCCUGUGAAGAAAGCGCCUCCUUCUGUCGGGUGGAGAAUGGUGCAAGAUUUGCAAGCAGUGAACAGCGCCGUCAUUCAGAGGGCACCUUGUGUCCCUGACCCACACACCUUGUUGAAUUCAUUGACGCCUGAUGCAAAGAUAUUCUCAGUAAUUGAUAUUAGCAACGCUUUCUUCUCUGUUCCUGUUGCUGAAGAAAGCCAGUUUUGGUUUGCAUUUACUUAUGCUGGCUCGAGGUACACCUUUACCAGACUGCCCCAAGGGUACUGCGAAAGCCCAACUAUCUAUUCGCAGGUGAUGGCGGCCAGCAUGGCAAAAUUUGUCCCGCCAAAGGGAAGUCAGAUUUUGCUCUAUGUUGAUGACAUUUUGAUUGCUUCUCCUGAUUUUGAUUCUUGUCAGACGGACACACUUGCAGUGUUACAUCACUUGGCGAAGGAAGGCCACAAGGUCAGCAAAAACAAGCUCCAACUGUGGUCCGAGGAAAUUAAAUAUUUAGGACACAAUCUUAGUUCCCAAGGUCGAACUAUAAUUGAGAGCAGGAAAGUUUCCAUUUUGCAGGCCCCUAAACCACUCACUAAGAAACAAAUGAUGUCUUUUCUGGGUCUUGCUGGUUAUUGCAGGAGCUGGGUGCCUGAUUAUGCCCAAAUUGUCGCUCCUCUGUCCAAAUUAAUGUAUGUUGAGGACAUCUCGAUGUCCACUCCACUAAAAUGGACUCCUGAGGCGGAGGAUGCAUUUGUGUUGAUCAAGCAGGCAUUGGUCUCUAGCUCCACUCUAGCCUUGCCCAAUUAUGACAAACCGUUUGUCCAGACUGUUGAUUGCAAAGGUCAUUAUAUGACCUCUGUUUUGAUGCAAUCGCAUGGCUUGAAACUUCGCCCUAUUGCCUUUUAUUCUUCUAAAUUGGAUAGUGUUGCUUGCGCUCUCCCACCAUGUGUGAGGGCCGUGGUGGCGGCCUCCAUGGCUGUGGAAAGCAGCGCCAGCGUUGUGUUGUUUCAUCCUUUAACGCUGAAAGUUCCGCAUGCAGUGUCAGCUCUUUUGCUACAAACAAACAUGACCUUUUUGUCGCCUGCACGUCACUUGUCGUGCAUGGCUACUUUGCUUUCCCAACCGCAUCUGACCGUUGAGAGGUACACACCCUUGUCUGACGGUCACGUGGUUUUUGUUGAUGGAUCUUCGAAGAAAAAUGCUCUUGGCGUGACCCUCUCUGGUUACGCUGUCGUUAACGUAACACGUGGAUUCAUUUGUCACACUGUAAAAAGGUGAUCUCCGCAGACCCAACCUAAGUACGGAAGGUGUGCAAGUCUGGUAAUAGUGCCUGAUUCUGGUGCCAAGAUCCAGGGUUGACACGAAAGCCAGCAGAAGCAUUCCAAGCCACCAACCCGAAGCUCAGGGAGUUGACUCUGAGGAGAUCUAAAACUAGGUGUUAAAAUGCCGUUGGAACAAUGUCUUGCGAAGGUGCGGGAUGGUUGCAAACCUUGGGAAGCAUUCAUUUGGAUUUUUGUCAUUUUUGGUUUCACUGUAGUUGGGACAGUGUGCUAUAUGCGCAUCGGCCCUGUUUUUAUAAAACACACGACUCCAGACAGUUCACCUGGAGUUUCCGCUGUUUCUGAUUCACCUGAUGUUUUUACUAUUUCUGAUUAUGAGUUUUACAAACUUUGUUCGACGGAUAACGAUCCUAGGCUCAGACGCGGUAGUUCCGUUGAUUCCCGAUAUUGUCCAUGGGAUGAUGUUGCCUCGCGUAGACAUAGGCGUGAGGUCUCGUCCAUUAGGCGUGAAGUCUCGUCCACCUUUAAACACUGCACGCCUGCUCUCGUUCACGACGGUAUUUCCUGCGUGCCAUGGCGCAUAGCCAACGCGUACCUACAUUCAUUGGCGUUCACCGUGGCCCCAAACACGGCUUCCACUAUCACCGUGCCCUUGAAGAGUUUGAAAGGUACCCGACAAGGCUGGCUCACUACGGGUGACAAAUGGCCUGGGUAUUGGUGGUAUUUGACUGUCAAUCCAGACAUUUCGGACUGGAGCGCCUUCAUCACCUCGCAGGUACCAGGUUACUGGCCUCCUGGCUCCAGUGAAGAAGCUGUGUUUUUUGCUAAACGUAUCACUUUGAAGAACCAAGGCUCAAGCCUUCUUUUGACCGUUACACUCCCUGAUGACACGGUUCGGCCCCCUCACGCUACCCUGCUCAAUACUUCCUGUUGGGGUUUUCAGUUGUGGGCUUGGUCCUCUGGGAAGGAUCCUCAGUUUCCUAUUGUCCUUUGCGUUAACAAAACUAUGCGGGGCGCUGACAGUCCCGUGUUGAGCGACUUUUCCAAAACAUCUGGGGCAGUGAUUACGAGCGUGGCCCUCACCGAUGUAGACAGUCACUUUGUGGCCUCCACAGGUAUGAGUGGCCAGACUAACAAUUGGCUCCUCAUGGCCGAGCAAGCUGCUAAUGUGACUAACACCAGUUGCGUUGUGUGUAUGGGCCCACGGCCCCUCUUGAGAAUCAUUCCCGCGAGUGUGGCUCCUGAGUGUGCGAUUUUUGUGAUGUCUACCCCUUCCAUUCCGUCUGCUCAUCCUUGCUCCAGUUGGGACAAGGUCUAUCCCGUUUCCUCCUUGGCAAAGUCCAAACCCCUUUUUUCCACUGAUGUUGCUAAAGGUAAUUUCACGUGCAUCAAGUUGCCCGGUACCGGCGCAAGCCUAGGCGUUUUGUCAGCUCCUUUGUGCACUUCCCUGUUCUAUGGCGCUGCCUUUUUCUCACCCAUCGCUCGUAGUGAUAUUUGGUUUUGGUGCAACACUGACACACUUUAUGAUAGUCUCCCUUUUAAUAGCUCUGGUACUUGCGCUUUGGUGACCCUUUUGCUUCCCGUUUUAUUAAUGCCCGCAUCUACUCAUGAGCUAGACGUUUUUAUUGAUUCUUUUGUGCCCCGACCCUGGUCGAGGGCUAAGCGGAGUGCCGAGUGGCAAGGCGCGGCGGAUCCGACCUAUAUAGAUGCCAUUGGAGUUCCCAGAGGAGUGCCGGAUGAGUAUAAGCUGGUGAACCAGAUAGCAGCUGGUUUCGAAUCCUCCAUUUGUUGGUGGUGCACCCUUAACAAAAAUGUUGACAGGAUCAAUUACAUCCACUACAACGUGCAGAGGCUUGGAAAUUGGACCGAGGCGGGCUUCAGAGCGGUCCACUCCCAGCUGGCCGCGACUUCCCUCAUGGCUUUCCAGAACCGGAUGGCCCUUGACAUGCUACUCGCUAAGGAGGGCGGUGUCUGCGCCAUGUUCGGACGACUUUGAGCUCCCACGGCCCCCGAGUUGUCAUCUUCGCAUUGACUCCAUUGAUGAGGCCCCCGCUGUGGACCUGUCCGACCUUUUUCCUGAGUCCGACGUUGUCUGAUUGGCUUCGGUCGCCUCCCGGGUGUAAAUUUGUUCUUAUGACGUAUGAUCCUGCGGCUGAAAAUCUUUUGAAGUAGCCUUUGGGUGAUUUGAGGGUCUCUGAGAACUUAUGAUAAACAGGGGGGAAUUGUUGGAAAAUUGUAUAUAUAUGUUAUCAUGCGUUCUCUUUCAGUUUCUAUAUUACUAUAUUACAGUAAAUGAUGUCUCGUUAGAUCUACCGUUAGAUUAGAUCUGCGUACGUGCGUUCGUUGUUCUGCUUUGCUGUUCUUAUGUCCACCACAGAAUACCACAUCAGCCAAGGUGUGAGGUCUUGUCUCGGUCAGCGAGAGACAGCAGCAACGACAUUGUGUCAGCCUUCCUCAAGUGGCUGACUCGGCACCUCACACCCUCAAGAAAUGGAGCGCUGGGAGCGCCCCUGGUCCUUGCUGAUAAGACUGCUUGAACCCAUUGAACUUGAUGAACUCUGUUUGCUCUUUCCUAUGUCGCCACAUUAGCAUAACGUUUGCAGUAAUCUACACACACCAGAAGUUUCCUGCGCUUACCAAAAGCAGAAACCGUUUGCGCUUCCCCCUACCCUUAUUUGGUUUCUGCUACACAUGUGAUGAGGAAAAUUCCCCAAAUAAAGAGAGCAAGGAUGCAGACAGACUUUAGUGUAGGUUGGGCAUUGUAAGCUGUCUGUACUGCACUCCUUGCGCAAGCUACGACUCAA
Messenger RNA from Syngnathus typhle (broad-nosed pipefish), 8171 nucleotides. RefSeq lists its product as uncharacterized. Lineage: Eukaryota; Metazoa; Chordata; Actinopteri; Syngnathiformes; Syngnathidae. The record is from RefSeq and is a predicted model, not a curated record. The coding region runs from base 5531 to 7363 and encodes 610 amino acids. The transcript is spliced from 2 exons.